This is a messenger RNA of Oryza sativa Japonica Group (Japanese rice), 1524 nucleotides long. RefSeq names its product peroxidase 5. The record is from RefSeq and is a predicted model, not a curated record. Gene Ontology annotation, biological process: hydrogen peroxide catabolic process; response to oxidative stress. Lineage: Eukaryota; Viridiplantae; Streptophyta; Magnoliopsida; Poales; Poaceae. Gene Ontology annotation, molecular function: heme binding; peroxidase activity. Gene Ontology annotation, cellular component: plasmodesma; plant-type cell wall.
CUCGCUCCCCCACUUCACCCCCCACAUGUCGUCUCUCGCUCUCACGCCUAUAAAACCACCUCGAGUCCCACCACCUCAUCACCAUCCUUAACCGAGAAGCAUAGCUCGCUUCCACGCAAGAUUAAAAGCUGCCCCUCUUGCUGCUGCAGACUGCAGUCCUGCAAGAUCAGCGCCUGAAGCAAGAAGCGAAGAAUCAAACGAGAGCCUAGCAGCGUAGCAGAUCGAUCGAUCGAUCGAUAUUAUGGAGGCGCGAGGAAGCAGAGGAAUGCGGCUGUGGCUCCUGUCCGUGGCGGUGAUGGCCAUGGCGAUGGCGACGAGGUCGCAGGCGCAGCUGCAGGUCGGGUACUACGACACGCUGUGCCCGGCGGCGGAGAUCAUCGUGCAGGAGGAGGUCAGCAAGGCGGUGUCCGGGAACCCCGGCAUGGCCGCCGGCCUCGUCCGUCUCCACUUCCACGACUGCUUCGUCAGGGGGUGCGACGCGUCGGUGCUGCUGGACUCGACGCAGGGGAACAGGGCGGAGAAGGACGCGCCCCCGAACACGAGCCUCCGCGGCUUCGAGGUCAUCGACAGCGCCAAGUCCCGCCUCGAGACGGCCUGCUUCGGCGUCGUCUCCUGCGCCGACGUCCUCGCCUUCGCCGCCCGGGACGCCCUCGCGCUGGUGGGAGGGAACGCGUACCAGGUGCCGGGGGGGAGGAGAGACGGCAACGUGUCGGUGGCGCAGGAGACGAACGGGAACCUGCCGCCGCCGUCGGCGAACGUGGCGCAGCUGAACCAGAUGUUCGGCGCCAAGGGGCUCACCCAGGCGGAAAUGGUGGCACUGUCGGGCGCGCACACCAUCGGCGUGUCGCACUGCAGCUCCUUCAGCAACCGCCUCUACUCGUCGGGCCCCAACGCCGGGCAGGACCCCAGCAUGGACCCCAGCUACGUCGCCGCGCUGACGACGCAGUGCCCGCAGCAGCAGGGGCAGCCCGCGGCGGGGAUGGUGCCCAUGGACGCCGUCACGCCCAACGCCUUUGACACCAACUACUACGCCGCCAUUGUCGCUAACCGGGGAUUGCUCAGCUCCGACCAGGCGCUCCUCGCCGACCAGACCACCGCCGCGCAGGUCGUCGGCUACACCAACAACCCGGACUCGUUCCAGACCGACUUCGCCGCCGCCAUGGUCAAGAUGGGCUCCAUCGGCGUGCUCACCGGCAACGCCGGCACCAUCAGGACAAACUGCAGGGUGGCCAGCUGAUCGAUCGACCUAAGCAUGAUGUAUAGCUCGUGGCAGGCUUGUGUGAGUUGGGAUUGUGAUGAGAUUAAAUUGAAAAUUGUACGUACGACGACGUAGCUAGCUAGAUAGAGUGUUGUAAACUUAUUUGUUUGAUCAUUCAUUUGGUCUCUCUGUAUUACGUGCUAGCUAGCUCAAUUAGCUUGCUCGUGCGUCCCUUCUCCCCUCUUCCCGUAGAUUAUUUUACUCUGCACUCUGUACUUCUCUGUGACAUUAUAGUGACAAUAUAGUUUUAUUGUUCCAUCUUUUAA